This is a messenger RNA of Cordyceps militaris CM01, 1710 nucleotides long. Its product is annotated as Major facilitator superfamily transporter. NCBI's taxonomy places the organism in Eukaryota, Fungi, Ascomycota, Sordariomycetes, Hypocreales, Cordycipitaceae. Gene Ontology annotation, molecular function: transmembrane transporter activity. The record is from RefSeq and is a predicted model, not a curated record. Gene Ontology annotation, biological process: transmembrane transport. Gene Ontology annotation, cellular component: membrane. The transcript has 8 exons. The coding region runs from base 1 to 1710 and encodes 569 amino acids.
AUGUCGGCAGACGAGACAGCACCGCUCCUCCCGGGCGGCUCCGGCUCCGGCGCAGGAACAGCACCACGGCCACCUGCAGACGGCGCCGCCAAGCAGCAGCAACAGCAGGGUCGCUCGAGGCCGACCUGUCUGGAGCGCUUGUUCCACGUCGAGAACCGUAUUCUUCUGGCCGGCUUUCUGAUUUCCCUCUCGUUUAGCUUUACGCAAGUCCCCCUGCUCUACGUCUUUCGGCUCAUGACGUGUGAUGCCUUUUACGACCGCCACCCUCCGUAUACCGGCGACGGCGACCGAUGCGCGCGCAACGAAAUUGCGGCCGGAACGGCCACGCAGUUUAGCAUCCUCGGGAUAACGACGACUCUUUGUGGAACCAUCAAUCUCUUCGUCGCGGGAUGGGCCGUCAAGAAAUGGGGAGCCAAGACGGCCAUUCUCUUCCAGACUUUUGUUCCGGCCAUACGCGUUCUCGCCCAGAUUCUCGGCGUCAUGGCUGGAAAGAGGUUGGGCAUGAACAUUAUCCAGGGCACGCAGCUGAUUACAAUCUUGGGCGGCCCUGUCGGCUACAUCCUCGUCAUUAACAUUAUUGCUGGCGAGGUUGUUACCCCCAUCCGCCGCACCGCCGUUUUUGGCAUGUUGCAGGGAUGCUUCAUGUUGGGGCAAUCCUUGGGCAACUUCACUGGUGGCUUGUUGGGAGACGCGUUUGGCGUUCGAGCGCCGUUUGACGUGGCCUGUGGCUUCUUCCUCGUAUCAUGCGUCUACGUGCUGGUAUCCUUGCCCUACAUUCCACCGCCCGUUAGGACCGACAAGUCGAGCAAGAGCUCGGGCGGCUUCCUCGCGCCACUGCGCAUCCUGGCACCGCAGAAACUGCGCCUCGCCAGCGGACAGAUGAGCAAGCAUUACGGAGUCGUCCUCCUCUGCGCCGGUAUCUUCCUGGGAGUGGUGCUGCAGCUGGCGACCGAUUACGCCCCUCUAUUGAUCCAAAUGUACGCCACGGCCGCGUUUAACUUUAGCCAGGCCAGCAACGGCCUGCUCAUGUCCGAGUUUGCGUUGAUGAGGGGCAUCUUCCUCUUGUUUCUGUUCCCUCGCCUCAUUGCGUUGGGCAGACGAUUGCUCGCUUCGAAGCGCCUCCGCAGCGAGCCGUCGCCGGCGGUACGAGAAGAGGGCUACGGCACCGACGGAACACUGACGCCGGAUUCGCUGCCGACGGACCCGCGGCAGUUCGACGCGAGCAUGGGCACGAUUCCGAGCGACGAGCCUGUGAAGCCGACGCGGCCCAAGGAGGACCAAGAGCUGGAUCCUCAGUUUGACUUGACCUUUUUGCGCUGGAGUCUUGUUGUCGAUGGCGCCUUUACUACGGUGGCCGCAUUUGCUACGGAGCCGUGGCAUAUUUACCUGGCCGCGUUUUUACUUCCUUUUGGAUCGGGAUCUGCGCCGGCUGCCAAGGGUGUCAUCACAUCCAUGUGCUCCGACGCGCAGCGCGCAGAUGCCCUCAACGCCGUCACCUUGGUGGAAAAUAUUGCGCGUCUUUCCACGCAGGGCUUGUUUGGGUUUGUUUUCGCCGUGCUUGCCAACGUGGGAAAGGCGUAUGCGACAUUCUUCUGCAAUGCUGCAAUCGCUGUCGUUGCCGUGAGUGUGCUGUUGCUCUCUCACUUCCCACCUGACGGGAGCGUUCUUGUCGACUCGAUAGCGGAAGGAGAGGAGCAACUGGAAGAGUAG